Molecule: messenger RNA, 3017 nt
Organism: Owenia fusiformis
Lineage: Eukaryota; Metazoa; Annelida; Polychaeta; Sabellida; Oweniidae
Source: the annotation of a GenBank genome assembly
GGGAUUUAUAAGUAUAGACAGUGAAUCAAUACUUUCCAAUAAAGUCAUUAUGAUAAAAUAUACUGUAACAUAAAGAAAAACUAUAAAAGUUAGCAUGUAGUGUAAGGCAUCAGCGCAUCAUGAGGAGAUUUAAACAACGUAAUCUAGAGUUCUUAGAAUGUAUAUUACAGCAAAGGAAAUGAAAUGUAAUAAAUGAAUAAAUAUUUAUUCCAAGAAAAUAACAUGUCUGAAUUAAUACAGCAUCAAUAGGCCUCAUGGAGGUUAUCAAUCGUUCAAGUUAUCGUGAGUGAUCGUACAUUUCUGAAGCUUUCAAGAUUGGAUAUAAAUUAAGGAACUAUAACAAAAAAGGAUACCUUGGAUUGAUUUAAAAUCAUUACUCCCAUUUACAGUCUAACUUGGUUCUAUAAUGAUACUUGGACAGCUGCAUAUAAAGCCUAUAAAGCAUCUUAUCUUAUACUGGCACAUUAGCCAGUUUAGCUGUGACCACACGGACAUCAUCUAUCAAAUAUAAUAACAGGAUAUAAAACAAACCGCAAAAACAUGAACUGAAUUAUCGCUCGCUAGCAAAACUGAUUACAAUGACAACAAAGUGAGAAGAAGAAGCACGAUUUGUGAGCUUGAAUUAUUUGUCGUUGAUGAUUGAUCAUACUAGCAAUUUAUUUGUAGAUCAAAACGACCAUCAGUUAUGGCAAACAGAUGAUUUUGAUGAUUAAAUAAGCCUUUAAUAUAUGGAAUAUUCAAACAUGAUGCUGAAUACAAAAUGAUGGUUAUUAUGACACAGUAAGUGUAAGUGUAAGUGUUACGCAGGAAUCAAAGUGAUGUACUUUAUACUGUAAUUUGCAGGAUAUCAAAUUAUCGUAUACCAUCAAUUUAAAAAAUAGAUAUUUAAUAACAAACAGAAUGUUCUGUGCAAUCUCAUGCAAAGAUACCUCACGUGUUACUGUUAUGUAGCAUAUUUUUUGUAAUAACGUGAUCACUAUGAUUGGACCACACACCUUGCAUGAGAACGCUUAUAAGCAAUAAUGCUCAUCAUUUACUUUUUAUCUGACUGUAGAAGAUGCUCUUCAUCAGCACAUGAACAUUUGUAAUAGAAACAUUUCGUACAGAUUUUAGAGAAUUAAGUUCAGCUAUGGAGGUAUUACAAAAUGAUACUGAAAAUGUGGACAACUCAACAAAUGACAUUCAAUCGACAUAUGAGUUGCUUCAAUCGAAUAAAGGAUUUAUUAUAUACAUGGCGAUUAUUUUUGUUUGUGGGGUAAUUGGAAACGCUAUAAUAAUACGGGUAUAUUGGAAAAGGCAGAAACACCACGCUUCAGCUACCAAGUCAUUUAUCAAAACAUUAGCCGUAACUGAUUUACUUCUUUGUGUGCUUAUCAUACCUUACAGUAUUAUCUUCGAGCUGCACUUGAUACACAAUUUGGUGCUCUGCAAAGUAUUUGAAUUUAUUCGUCAUUUUAUGAUUGCUCAAGCCUUGUUAACGAUGGUGGGGGUGGCUAUUGAACGAUAUUUUGCCAUAUGUCAUCCCCUGAAACAUUUCUCUCGAUUACUGGGUCGAGUCAUAAUCACUGGCUGCACACUGGUAUCAUUCCUAACCGCUUUGCCAAUCCUUUUUACAUACGAACUGCAUUACAUAAAUGGACAAGCGCAUUGUGAUAUGCCGCUUGAACACACAAGGCAUGGCUAUGGCGUUUUUCUCACGAUAGGAUUUCUAGGUAUGAUCGUGACAACUGUUGUAUUGUAUGGCUUGGUGUACAAAGUUGUGUUACAGAGAGCAUUGCGCUGGCGGAAAAAAGUACAGCCAAUCAACACGUCACAAAAGAGAAAAGAUGGAGAUGACAAUAUGAAAUCAAGUUGUAUUUCAUUACCUAACAGAAUCGAGAAUUGUACAUCACCAAGCUGCUUAAAUUGUUCAAUGAAAACAAACAGCAGAAGCGAAUAUACUGGGGAUGAAGAGGAUAAAAAGAAGACUGUUGACAUUAGAAUUAACAACAGAGAAAAUCAAUACAUAGCUCACACGUCCUCAUAUAACGAGCCAUUAUCCAAUCAAAAUUCAGGAAAAAUUGAAUCCGAAAAACCCAUUAUGACAACGAAACUUCACCCCAGCCCCCAAACAACUGAAAAUCCCAACAAAAUAAAUGAAAGCGAAAGGAUGAAUCGUCCCAUGUCUUUAGAAAUCAAUUCAGACCUCACAGGAUCAAUGAUGCCUAAAUUGAAAUCAGCUGAAAUUGGUCGAUAUUCCCGAUUUCUACAGCCACCUCCGAUGAUACGUAAAAAAUCUCUUUGGAUAGAGGAUGUGCCACUGUCGCCAUCUUCACCCCAAACCCCAAAUUGCAAAACACUUCCUCAGGACACAAAGACUAAAACAAACUGGCUAACAAAGCCUCAUUAUACCACUGCUGGCAUGCUAUUUGGUGUUACGAUCAUUUUUAUUAUAUCUUGGAUUCCGUUCUGGUUGAUUAAGUUCCAACUUCUAAGCUAUAGUAAUGUUCUUAAUUACACUUUUCUCAUCAACCAUGCAAGUAAUGCAAUCGUUUAUUUCUUAUGUAAUAAAAGAGUUAGAAAUGAUAUCGUGAAAUGUAUUUUAUGUAAGCUGUAAAUCCAGGGUAAUUACAAUAAAUAAAAGUUAUAAAAUUUCACUAAACAUUAUCACAAAUGAACAAUAAAGUUGAGCUUAUAACAAAAUGAUAAAUAAAUGAUACAAAAUGAAUAAUAAUUUCAUCCAGAGUAAAAUGGCAACUAACAAAAUACACUGUAAUCUUAUGUUCAAUCUUUUUGUUAUGAAAACUGAUAUGGUAGCUUGAAAUGUAUUUUUAUGUAUUUUAUAAUAUAGUAGUUACAUAUUAAGCAGAGCACAGUUAUUUUUUCUCAAAACACAGUAUAUGAAACAUGCUUUGAAAUGACUACCCAAGUCAAAAUGACUACCCAGGUCAAAAUAUAUGUAUAUUUAACACAGAGAUGCAUUUGUAAAUAAAAUUGCACUUAACGAGAUUUAUCACUUUUGUUGUUUUAAUUAAUUG